GUCACAUGUAUACAAUUCUAUAUUUCACUUGCGUAUGUAAUUCUAUCUGUCCCAAAGGAGAGGAGACCAUCCAGACUUUGUUAUGGUAAAGGGGAGAAAGCCCACUCCUAAUUUUUUCCAGAUGUGUCUGCCACGUAUACAUUUUGACACAAAGGCCUUCAGAAUAUAUUGGAAGAUUAAAUAGAUACAUUAUAGGCAAAAUUCACCUUGAUUAUGUCUAAGUAAUUCUGAUUAAUAUCAAUAAAAAUCCUCUACAACCUCUCGAAGAAAAACAGAUACCUAUGAGAUCAAAGGCAGAUAUCGCAUUAUUCUCACUCACAUGCUGUGCUGCUGAUAAACAUGAUAUCAUUUCAGUUCUGAAAUGUGAUGAACAAGACACUCAAAGUGCUUGCUAUUUAAUUCCAUAUGAAAGGCGUAUUUAUCAUCCAUUUUUAUUUUAAUUCAAACAUGUAUUUUAGAUUUUUAUAGAAACUAUGACAAAACAUUUCACACAGAGAUUGCACUGUCAUAUUGUUUGGGAAUAUUAAUGCUCAAUUUAAAUACAUAAUCACAUGAAACCAGAUGAAAAAAAAAAAAACAUUUUAGAAGAGAACGCAGCAUCACGGUUGUCUGAACCAAUGAGCAUUAAGCUGUGUCGUCGGUCAGUCGUUUCCCAUCAUGCUUUUGAUCAGUGCAGUCGGUGGAGAGCAACUGCAGGCGACUGCUCAAUCCGACACAGCCACCUCGCCAUUGCGAGAGUUUUUUGGCCCACGUCAGCAUGACAACAGAACAAGGCGGAUGUAACUCGGACACUUUUCUAACCGGCAUGCAUCUCGCGGUGAUCAUCGGUGAUCGGUUCUGUGCAGAUUUUGCUCAUCUCAAACAAGCCUACUGACACCAGUCACAAGCCUCCCGGUUUUCAUCUAAAAUAUUUUAAAUUGUGUUCCGAAGACGAAUUAAGCUUUCAUGGGUUUGGUAGGACAUGGGGGUAAGUGAUUAAUGACAAAAUUUGAAUUUUGGUGUGGAGUAUCCCUUUAAGUGCACACACAUGCAAAUACUGUAGGCUACAUGAGAGAAAGGAGCACAAUCCAUUGAGAGCAGAGGAUCAGGUGAACACAAUCAGCCCAGUGAGGAUUAAACUACGGGCAUGGUAACAGGAAACAAGGAGGCAAGACAAGAGGAGCGCAUGGCCAACACAAACAAAGACUUGCCCAGUUGUGCUCAAGCACAAGACAAAGAAAGAAACAUUAAACAGUGACAAGACUGUUAGGGCAGGAUCCUGACAUAUAUGUCCUUGAAAAACAGCUCCUUACAAGGCAGUAUUGUUUAGAGCAAUUAUAACUUAAGCUAUUUCACUUUUCUGAAGUAUACUCCUUUUCUCGUGUGAAUGAAUAUAAAGGAAGUGAAUGGUGACUGUGAGGAGGAGGGCAGUAAGAGACCUAAGAAUAUCAUAAAGAUGUAAUUUUAAAAAAUGUGUAUGUGUGACAAAUUGCAGAAUGUACAUUAAUUUGGUGAGCCCUCCUCCGAUGCCAGAAACACCAGUUUGAAUCCUGCUCAGAGUGAAUGUAGCAAGUAGAACCGGAGGGGUUGCACAAGUAUUCAGAAGAUGCCAGAAAACAGUGGAAAUUUAACUGCUUAGGCCAAACAAGGGAUUAAUGAACAACCAUUACAAAACAUAAAACAGUAAUGAAUCAAGGUUAUGAGAUGCAGUAUUAAGAAUCCAGUGUAUAUGUACACUGUUCAUUUAUAUAAACUCAAUAUUUUGUCUUUUGGACUAUAUGUAAACAUCUGUUUUGUGAAAUAACUUAAUUGCUUAUUCUGGGCAGUACAAAAUAUAAAAAUAAAAUGCAGUUUUUAUGUUCACUCUCGUAUUUUUUUUUUAAUUAUUAAUAUUUUCCUGAUUCUGCAAGGUGUAUGUAAACUUAUGAACUGUUCUGUAGCUAUAAAGCCAAGAAAGACCCAAGAAAGCAAUGCAAACUAAUACAUAGAAAAAAACAACAACAACAACAACUGUAUUUUAACAAUGACAAUGGAAUACAAACUGUUCAAAAGUAUGCUUUGGAAGUUGAUUGUUUUUUCAUACAGCUUUUUUUUCUUUCACUACACAGGAGAUUGUAAAAGAAAGACAAUGAGUUCAGCAUCAAGGCAAAAAAAGAAAAAGAAAAACAAAUUUGGUGCUACGUCUCCACCAUUUAUUGAUUACUUGAAGGAAAUUUUGAGAAGGUACCCAGAUGGGGGACAAAUAUUGAAGGAGCUGAUACAGAAUGCAGAUGAUGCAGGAGCUUCAACUGUGGUGUUUAUUCAUGAUGAGAGACAUUAUGGGACUCACAGCCUGUGGACUGAAGAGCUCAGAAAAUAUCAAGGACCUGCUCUCUAUGCCUUCAAUGAUGCAGCCUUUACAGAGGAAGACUGGGAGGGUAUUCAGAGAGUUGGCAGAAGCAUCAAGCAGGAUGACCCAAUGAAAGUCGGGAGAUUUGGGAUCGGUUUCAACUCUGUUUAUCAUAUUACAGACUUGCCAUGUGUCUUCAGUUCUGAACACCUAGCCAUUUUUGAUCCACAAAAGAUGAUGUUUGGAGAGGAUGAAGAAGGCUAUCGAUGGUCUUUGAAUGAUGAAGAGGACAGAGAGAGCCUUUUGAAAUUCAGAGAUCAGUUUCAGCCCUUUCAAAAUAUUAUCAGUCAAGUCAACAGUUGUUCUUGGGAGAAGGUCAUCAGCGAGGAGCAAUACUUCAAAGGAACGCUCUUCCGCUUCCCUCUGCGUAAUGAGGCUUCUGAGAUCUCAGAUAACCUAUAUGACUCCACAAAAGUUACCCAGCUAUUUGACAGUUUCAUUGCUGAUGCAGACAUCAGUCUUCUUUUCCUGAGAAAUGUGUCAUCCAUUACUUUACUGCAUAUUGACAACAAUGGCCUCUGCAACAACAGGCUGAAAGUUUCAGUGUCAAAUCACUUUAUAACUGACCUUUCUCAUAUCAAGCAGGAAUCGUUUGACAGAAAAACAUGUUUUAAAACAGUAUCAAAGAUUUCCCAGCAAAUGGAAGAAAAGAGGUCCAAGUGGCUUGUGACAACUUGCCUUCUGAAACAGGGAUAUAUACCAGAGAUUGACUCUCUAGCUAAUAAGCUGAGCUUCUACCCUCAAGUUGAGGCAGCAUUUCAAUUAGAUGAUGACCAAUCACUUUGCAAUGGGCGUCUAAGUUGCUUUCUGCCACUUCCAAAUAAUGAACCAAACAAAACUGGGCUUCCCAUUCACAUCAAUGCUUGCUUUGGCCUGACAGACAAUCGGAGGUUCAUCAAGUGGCAAGAGGAGGAUCAGAAGAAUGAUGAGUCUGCGAUGUGGAAUGAACUGCUCACAAAAGAGAUUCUUCCCCAUGUAUAUCUCAUGAUGAUCCUAGAUGCCAUUCAAUUAUCAGAAAACUCAGCCCUGCCUUCCCCCACAGUGUACAAUCUUUGGCCUGACCUAUCGAAGACUGUACAUAAAGAGAGAUGGCAUGAAGUUGCAACAGAUACUCUGAAAGGUCUAUUUGAAUACACAAUCUUCCACCUUGCGGAUGAUGAGCAAAUCUGGGUGUCUGCUUCAGAAGCAGUUUUUCCAGUAAACAAUAUGCAUAGUGGCACAAUGUCUGCGGUGUCAAGACUACUACUUGCUGAAGGAGAGAACCUGGUCACAGUCCCAGAACAUGUUUUGAAAGAUGUUCAAGAGAUAUUCCCUGAAAGUCACACCUUGACAUGGGUGACUCCAUCUUAUGUUAGAGAUGUCCUUCACAGAAGUGAGGCUGAAAAUCUCAGUAAAGAUGACAAAUACAAUCUUCUUGAAUUUGCUCUCAGUGAUGAAAAGUACACAGAGCUGCAAGGACUUGAGCUUCUACCUCUCAGUGAUGGAACCUUCACUUCAUUUGGCAAUGGAGUGCAGAACACUGUUUUGAUUGACAAUGAGAAGUUUCCAAGAACAUUGCUGCCAUUUUGUAAAGAAAGGUUUUUACCCAACGAUCUGAGCAAUUUUUGCACUAUGCAACUAAGGAAACUAGCAACAAGGAGCAUAUACAACAUAAUCAAUUUGGAUGCACAGCAUGUUGUUACACUCAUGAAGAAGCACUUACCCAUGGACUGGAAAGUUACUCAAGGUCACGUGACAUGGAAAACAGCAGAAGAUCAUCAUCCACCAAAGAGCUGGCUAGCUGAGUUCUGGAAGUUUCUAAGCAAUGAAUGGAAUGACUUAAGCAGCUUUAUUGACAUGCCUUUAAUACCACUGGAGCCACUGCAGAGUUCAGGCAAUUCUCUUUUGUUAGCAAGGUUGCAGAGUAAAACAACUUUGAUCUUUCAGAGUAGCACAGGGUCCAACUUGUCAGAUAAUGUUCAGAAAGUGUUAAGGAUGGUGGGAUGUACAGUCAUAAAAAGAGAUAAGUGUCUUCGACAUCAUUACAUUGAAAGUUAUGUUCUUCCAGCUUCACCAAGAAAUGUUCUACAAGUCUUUGUAAACACAAACAGAGACCAGGUCAUCAAAGGCAUUGCCUCUGCUUCAUCACAUGAAAGAGAGGAGUUGAAAGUCUACAUCUCUUCUUUGGAUUCUCUCUCAAUUGCUGAACAGGACCUACUUUCCAUGUUGCCUAUCUUCAGAAUAAUGUCUGGUAAAUAUGUUGCAGUUAAAUCAAAACAAGCAUUUGUUUCAACCACCAAUCCAGCCAUUCCAAAUGAUCUGCCAAUACCUGACACCAUUGUACAGUGUGCAAAUGAAGCUGAUCGCAGACUUUUGACUCUUCUGAAAAUUGAACUCUUGGAUGCAGCUAAAGUGGCUGUUCAUUUGAUUGACUGCAUUAAGACAGGCUUUUUCCAAAAUGCUGAGGAACAGACAAUAAUGACCUGGAUACUGAAUAAUGGUAGCAUUCUGCUCUCACAAAGUGAGCAGCUGCUCACAAAAACAAAAAGUCUCAAUUUUAUUGUGAAAACUCAGGGAGAACGCAAACAAGCCUCAGACGUUUUUGAUCCAAGAAACAGGACAUUCCAGGACCUUUUUGAAACAGAUUUAUUUCCCCCACCUAUUUACACAAAAACCCAGGAAAUGCUUCAGAGUUUGCAACGCCUUGGCUUAAAGACAGAGCAAAAAGAAAUAUCAACAGCAAACGUACUCCAAGUCGUAAAUCAUAUUGAAAAGCUUUGUGUCCACUCACCAGAUAAGGCAUUCAAAAAAGCAUAUACUCUUUUUCGAGUACUGAAUGAGAAUGAUUUCCUUUCAAAAUUCACCAAGAUGCAGAUAGGAGAGCUGAUGCAAAGGCAGUGGGUGCCCUGUCAAAAUCCAAAAUUCUUGAAAGGAAGCAUUUGUAAAAAUCCAAAGAGAGGUUUCUACAAGCCAGCUGAAGUUAGGGAUUCAAAGUAUUCUUCAAUUGUUGGAUAUGUAAUGCCACUUACCUCUGAGCUAACAAGACAUGCCUGCAACCACCUUGGACUUUAUGACCCCCCUCCUGCUGAAAAAGUUUUAGAGAACCUCUCUGCACUGAGAUCAAUGGUAAACCCAAAUUCAGAUUUUCAGUUUAAAACCAAACUGCACAGUAUCUAUAAAUUCAUGCAAGACAACAUGAUAAAUUUCAGAGAUUUAAUGGACAAAAAAUGCUUUCCCUGGAUCUGGAAUAAAAGUGAGUUUGUCUGCCAAGGAGACAUAGUUUUAGCCUAUCCACCUGGAUUGGAUCUAAGCCCUUACAUCAAGAAAGUGCCUGAAGAGUUUUUGCAGUAUGAAAACCUGCUAACAAAAUUUGGUGUGAAGAAAACACUGUCUGAUGAGGAGAUUGAAGACAUACUCCAUGACAUAAAACACAGAAUUGACUGCAGGUGUCCUCCUCUUGGAGACUCGACAGAACUUAAAGUGUCAAUUGCCAUCCUUGACUGGAUGCGAAAGAAUGAGAAGCUUUUAAAGGACAGUACACCUGUGCCUGUCAUGGCACAAAACCAAAACUUCACUCUGCAAUCUUUGUCCAAAACAGUCUUCUGUGACAUAAGUGCCGAAGGACUAGAUGACCUGAAACAAGACAAUGAGGAAUUCUAUGUCAUUCAUGAGGAAGUUCUGCCCCUCACUGCAAGAUGGUUGAAAGUCCCAUUCUUAAGUACUCGCAUCUUAAAACCACAGUUCAUACAAGCAGAGCAAGCAUCAUUUGGUAUAGAGCAAUGUGGGCAAUCUGAAUCAAUUACUCAAAGAAUUAAGAACAUUCUUAAAGAGUAUGAUGAAGAAAGUGACAUUUUCAAAGAACUCCUACAAAAUGCUGAAGAUGCUGGGGCAACCACGUGUAAAUUUCUCCUUGACUUGCGAAAACACAGAGACCCCCCUGAAACCCUCUUUGAUGAAGGAAUGGCCCUCUGCAAUGGACCAUGCCUUUGGAUCUUCAACAAUGAGCUCUUUUCACAAGAAGAUUGGAGAAACAUUGUCAAAGUGGGAUCAGCAUCAAAAGAAAACAAAGUUAAGAUGAUUGGAAAAUUUGGGCUUGGAUUUAAUGCUGUUUACCAUGUGAGUGAUAUUCCCUCAAUUUUGAGUGGGAGCAGCCUUCUCAUACUUGAUCCAAAUGUCACCCAUUUGGAAAAGCACAUACUCAGCAGAGGAAACCCUGGAAUUAAACUCGACCCAUUCCAGGAACGGCUGUACAAAAGGUUUCCUGGACAGUUUAAAUCUUAUGAAGGCAUUUAUGAUUGUGAUCUGUUGCAAAACAGCAAGAAAUCCUAUAAUGGCACCUUAAUUAAAUUACCAUUUCGCACUCUGGAGGAGGCAAACAAGUCAGAGAUCAGUUCAAAGGUAUAUGAUGAAGAUUGCAUUACGAGGUUUAAAAACCAUUUGACUGAAAACUCAGAAACUCACCUACUAUUUCUGAAAAGCAUUACAUCUAUGUGCCUUCAAAUUGUCCCUGAAAAUGCAUCAACUCCUCCAAGGAAUGACGAGAUUCAGACUCCUCUCAACAUAUCCAGAAAAGUCAUGAAUUCAUUUGCUGUCUCGAAUGACACACUUCUCCAAGAGAUGAAGAGUACCUUCAGGAAUAAUGAUAUCACAAGACACAGCAAUAUUGAUGUCAACAGAGCAUACAUUGUUAAAAUAAUUCAGGAGCACUCAGAGAGGUCCCUCACACAGUACUGGCUUUUGUACUCAUGUUUUGGAACACAUGAUUCUUUGCAAAUGUUCCAGAAAAGAAAUGAUCAAGAGCAUGUGUUUUCAUUUCCAAUUGGAGGUAUAGCUGUACCUUUGCAUAGAGAGGCAAAAGCUAAUGCAUGGUCCCCUGAUGAAAGCCUCUUUGGCCAAGCUUUUUGUUUUCUUCCUCUCUCAAUUGAGACCGGUCUUCCAGUUCAUGUCAAUGGGACUUUCGCAGUCACAUCAAAUAGGAAGAGCCUAUGGGAAAAAGGAUUGAAGUCUGAGUGGAACAAAGCUUUACUUAAAGAUGCUGUAACCUCAGCUUACAUUACAACACUGCUUGAGCUGAAGAAAAUGGCCCAAAAUGGAAAUAUCCAGAACUAUUCAUUCUAUGCAUUCUGGCCUAACGCUCAGAGAGUAAGCAAAGCAUUUUUACCCCUGGUUGAGUCGUUCUACUCAACAGUUGCACAGAGUAAAUCUCUGGAUAUUUUUAGCAGUGGACAUAAUUGGUGUUCUAUGGACAAGACAAGAUUUCUGAAUCCAAAAAUUGAGAAUAACCAAGCAGUUGGACACGUUGCCAUGAAAGUGUUCUUGAGCUUGGGAGGUUCAUAUUCCUGUGUUGUUUCUCUUCCAACAUGGGUAAGAGACAGUUUCAAUUAUUGUGGCUUCAAGGAAAUGAUCCAACAGAAAACGAUCAACUGGCCUGAAUUUUACAGCAUUGUGUUUAAGAACUUGAGUGCUGUGGACACACAUAACAGAAAUGUGCUUGUUCUGAAUGCCAUCGACUUGAAUGAUCCUGCUGUUGAUGACCUACUGAAAAGUUACCCUUGCAUUCCAACACAAAAAUGUCAGAAGCUUCAAAUUAUCAAGCGACUUGUGAAUCCUUCUGGCAAAGUGGCUUGUUUGUAUGAACUUGAGGAAGGACGCUUUCUUGAAGGAACUGCAAAUAACUAUCUCUCACCAAAAAGAAUUCAACGACUUUCCGAUUUGGGAAUGCUGAGUGACCGCCUCCCUUUAGAAGACAUCAUAGAAAGAGCAGGGAAGAUAUCCAGCUUUUGGCAACAGGAUAAAUCUAAAUGUUGUAAAUGUCUUCGGUGUCUUAUAGAGUCAAUGAAAUACUCCUCAGAAGAUGUGAAUUCCCUGCUGUGGCACACACUUUCUCAAAUACCAUUCCUUCCUGCCUUAGCUCCUUUAGUUCAGCAAAACAAGAAAACCACCGUUCUUAAAAAACCCUCUGAAGUGUACACUGAAAGUUGUCGCAAUGUAGUAAGCAUGACAGAAUUCACAGUUGAUCAUUCAAACCUUCAGAUACACAGUUAUGAUCCAGUUUUCCAGAAACUGAGAGUACGGACAAAUCCACCAGUUGAGACGGUGCUUCAGCAGCUGUUAAAAGCACACCAAUACUGCAAUGCAUUUGAAAAGACUGCUCUCCUCAGCGUUGCUCAGUCUUGCUAUGAAUAUCUCAACAAUUACUUGUUGGAACAGAAAGAUCCCAAUCCAAUUAUUGGCCAUGCAAAAUCAUUUCCAUUCAUUUUCAUUGAGGAUCACUUUGUAAAUGUGAAGGCAGUGGCCAGAAGUGAAGAAUUUGAAAAGAAACCAUAUCUCUAUGUGCUUCCAGUCAUCUUCUCCAAAUUUGAGAGGCUCUGGGACUGCCUUGGCGUCAAAAAACAAUUCACAAAAGAGCAAUUUGUUGCUGCAAUUGAGGAAAUGAAGGCUUUAUAUGGAUCUCAGCCUCUUUCCAUGUCAGACCUCCAUAACUGUGUUGCAAUACUCAUGAAUGGGCUGUACAAAAUCAAAGAAGAAAAGCUUACAAACUGUCUCAUUCCUGAUGAAAAAAGUGUGCUGACAUUUUCUAAAGAGCUGAGAUUUAAUGACAGCCCAUGGAUUCCUGUCUCAGCUGGUGUCAAGCUCUCCCAUGAGCUGAUACCUCGGCCUGUGGCCUGUCACUUUGGUGUAAUGACAACAAGACAUCAUACUCUGAAAGAACAUUUUGUCAGUGGGUUUUCCCUUCAUGCCAAAGAGUUUGGACAAACCGAGAAACUAACUGUCCGAAUAAAAAAUAUAAUUGAUGCAUAUCCAUCUAAAAAGGAUAUUCUGAAAGAGCUCAUUCAAAAUGCAGAUGAUGCAGAGGCUACAGAAAUUCACUUUGUGUGGGACAAAAGAAAACAUCAGACAAAAAAGAUAUUUGGAAAGAAAUGGGAACUGGUUCAAGGCCCAGCACUUUGUGUGUACAACAACAGAACAUUUUCUGAUGCUGAUCUGCAAGGUAUUCAGCAGCUGGGGGAAGGAGGAAAACGCGGAAGUUUAGGAAGAACUGGGAAAUAUGGACUUGGCUUCAAUUCAGUGUAUCAUCUGACAGACUGUCCAUCUAUCCUGACCGGUGAUAAAUGGCUCUGCAUUUCUGAUCCAAAUCUAAAAUACGUGGAAGAUGUAACAAAACAGUCCCCAGGCUGCAAGUUUUCAAUGGAAGAUGAAUUUAAAAAGUCUUUUGAGGAUGUUUAUCAUACCUUUCUUCCAGAAAUGUUUGCACUCCAUUCUGGAACCAUGUUCAGGCUCCCUCUCAGGACAGAGAAAAUGGCAGAAAAAUCUGAAAUAUCUAGACAUACAGUCACAGAUUGUGACAUGAAGGAACUUUAUUCUGCUUUGACAGAAGAUCCUGAAGGACUAAUUCUUUUCUUGAAACACAUCACAAAAAUACAGUUCUCAGAAAUCAGUGAACAUGGAAAACAACCAAAAUGUUCUUUCCUUAUUGAAAAGAAAUACACAGAGAAGAACAUGGUAAGGAAGGAAAACUUUCACAGACAUGUUCGAGAAUCCCUCAUGUCAAGAACAGCAGAACCCUGCGAAACCAUCUAUGACAUGCAAAUCUCAUCUGGAGUUAAACGAAGUCAGUGGGUCAUUGCAGAGUGCUUUGGCUUUUCGAAAGCAAACUAUGUGCAAAAAAACAAGCAAGAUCAUUUCAAAGUUCCCCAAGCUGCUCUGGCUGCAUGUUUGAGCAGCAAUUUUAACCACCAAUUUACUGGCAGGGCAUUUUGUUCUUUGCCUUUACCUGGACAAACUGGUUUACCAGUUCAUGUGAAUGCAAAUUUUGAAGUAGAUUCUUCUAGAAGGGACUUAUGGAAAGAGGAUGGUGAUAGUCUGAAGACUGAGUGGAACCAGUCACUAAAAGUAAACAUCAUUUCACCACUCUAUGCUGACCUCCUGGUACAUCUUUGUUCAGUCAUGCAGAAAGAUAAACCUACAGCUCUUGUAUUCCUCAAGACAGAGCUUGAGUCUUCUUGCCUUAAAUACUUUCCAUGCAUUUCCUCAGAAGUAGACAAAGUCUGGCAUGAGAUGAUUCAUGAGGUCUAUAGAUCAAUUAACCAACGUGACAUUUCUGUCAUACCCACGGUACACGCUGUUUCUAUUGAAUCAUCACAUCAACAUAAAAAAAUAAAAAAAUACACAGUUACCUGGUGCAGUGCAUCUAAACCACAUUCAGAAAAUUGUCCAUAUUUUACAACUGAGGACCAUGAUGUAAUUUUCGAGAUUUUAGAUGACACCGGGAUGAAAUUAGUGCCACACUUUUGGAAAAUGCAUGAAAUAAAAGAGAACUUCAAAAUGGCUGGUGUGGAUGUGGCAGAAAUCAGUGCUUCAACAGUGAUGAAUUUCUUGAAAUUGACACUGAAUGAUCUUUCCCAGACAAAUAGUGGCUUGCCUUUGCCCAUCAACCAGACCUUAAUCAAAAACAGAACAAGAUGCUCAAAACUUUUGAACUUCUGCUUGAAAAAUGUCAAUGAGAAAAAUGUCCAUGACCUCAAUGGCCUUCCUCUUCUCCUCACACAAGAUCAGAUGUUAAGAGUCUUUGACUCUAAAUCCCCAAAGCUGAUAUCAAAAUUUAGCAGGCUUUUCAAAAGACAUCAGGAAAUGUUUGCAGAUAUGGAUGUCAACAGAGAUCAUGCCCAAAUUCUGUGUGAGGGAAAAUUCAUUGAGGGCUUAACAAUUGCCAUAGCAGCAACGUAUUUGAAACCAGAAAUCAAGCUACUACUCAGGCAGUCAUUACCUGAUCAAAGGUGUCAGCUCUAUAAAGCAGAUACAGAGACAAUCAAAUGGCUGAAAACAUUGUGGACCUUCUUUGAGGAUCAAGGGAAAAGCUACCAAAAUGGAAAGCUGAAUGUCUUCAGAGAGAUAAAAAAGCACUUUGACGACAGUCCUAUCUUACCAGUAAUCUGCCCCAGUCAAAAUAACACACAUUUCUUACAAACAAUGAAAAACAUAUCAAAAGUGAUUAAUUGUGGAAAUGAAAAAAUAGCAUCCAUUCUCAUAAAACUGGGGUUCAUGAAAAUAGACCUUUUCUUUUUCACUGGUCUCAGUCUUGAAUUCCGUCUCAAUAUGAAUCCAGAACUCCUGAAAACAGGAGACAGCAGUGCUGUUUUGGGGCAGGUUUAUCAUGUACCACAUUCACAGUUUGAGGAGCUGUCUAAAGAUGAAUGUAUAGAUCUUCAGAGCUUCUUACAGCAUGGGAUCAGAGAUUCCAAUAACAAGAGUCAAUAUGUGUCGAUGCUCAAGUCUUUGCCCCUGUUUGAGUCAAUAUCUGGAAAACGGGAAAGGAUAGAUUCACACAGAAGUGUAUUCAUUCUGAAUUCUAAGCGUCAGAAUGACUAUCCAAAUUUGUACCAUGUCGAUGGAUGUGAUAGUAUCUUCCUCAAGCACACCUGGGUGAACUUAGAACUGGCAGAGCAUCUAAAAAUUCAGAUUCUAAAUGAUUUGGAGUUCUGUGUACAAUUUAUUGUUCCUUCUGUGCACAUGAUGAAAGAGGCUAAGCUUCUUGAUUUCAUGCGGUUGUUAGUGCAACUUGGACCAGUGGACCACAGGAUUGUCUGUGCAUUGAGAGAUGUCAGAAUUAUUCAAGACAUCCAUGGCUCUCUUCAGGUGGCUUCAUACUUCUGUGAUGACAGUGUACACCUGUACAGAGUAAUGCUUCCAAAAGAGAGAUUUGUGCCAGAAACAUUUUGGUACAAUUUCCAAGAUAAAGAUAUUGAAGCACAUUGUCUCUUAAAGGACCUUGGAUUGAAACAUGAAGUGUCUGAUGAGGAAAUCAUUCAGUUUGCAAAACAAAUUGAAUCUGAAGCUAGAGGCAACACUCCUUUAGAUGUUCUUAAAAAAAGAUCACAACUCCUAUUUGAGACUGUUAUAUCAAAUAGUAAAGACAAAAAGUCUGAUUUACUGAGCAGAGUUGCUAGCAUUAAAUUCAUCUUCCCAGUGCAAAUUCAGCAAUCACUUUGUGAUUAUCACAAGGCCUUUGCUCAAGAGAGGCAGGUUGUUGCAAUCAGUGGAUCACUUAUUGGCAGAGACAGUGAUCACCAAUAUCUGAUAUGGACAUCUAUGCCAAUCCUGCCCUUAGAAAACUGCUCUCCACAUCACAUAAAGAAAAUGGUGGAUGCUGGAGCCUUGGAGACUCCACCCCCUGGAGAACUGGCUGAUAAUCUUAAAAACAUCUGUAAAUCUCAGUGCCACACAGACAUACUGCUAAAAACAAGAACCAAUGUAUUUAGCAAAUCAUACGCAUACUUGCAGUCAAUAUAUUUUGAUGCCUCUCUGUUCUCAGACCUCCCUGUUAUCCUUGUGGAAAAUGGCGCAACACUUGUGAAAGCUCACCAGACAGUACUUGUGCUACAUGAUGCUCUUGAGUUUAGGCCUUAUUUGUACACCAUUCCCUCAAAUUAUAUUAAAUUUGAAGACUUCUUUGAGAAGAUUGGUGUCAAGGAAAGACCCACCAUUGAUCAAUAUAGCACUGUUCUUCAAGAAAUCUAUUCUGAUAGCUCUGACAAAGACAGCCUUCAAGCAAAUCAGCAGAAAACUGUGAAACGUGUUGUACAGCAGCUAUUUUCCCUGCUGAAAAAGGAACAGAAAAAAACGAUUUUUCAAAACAACCAACUUUAUCUUCCUUCAACAGAUGGGAAAAUCUAUGAAUCCUGCACUUUGUUUUUCAAUGACACCGUCUUUCAGGCUGCAAGACUCGAGGGUCCUUUGGAAACCAAGCUGAAACUGCUGGAAAAAUUUAAUUGCUGUUAUCUUGGAAAUGAUCACUAUGAACAUCAAACAUUGUUGCAGUUCCUUCCCGAGCAUGUUCGCCCCAGAUUUCUCUCGGAUGUCGUUUCUGAAAACCUGGAGGGAACAAGUGUCCAAUAUUGUGAUCAUGAAGGGGAGUGUGAAUUUAGUGGCUGGUUUGAAAAACACUUGUCUUCUGCUGCAUUUCUUUAUGGACUAGUCUGUCUCAUCAGAGAAGAGAGCAAAGGCAGUGUUUCACAUUCUGAUGCUGCAGAAAAGUGUGAAGAAAUAUUUUCUAAGAUUCAAAUUAUCUGUUGCAAAACUCUUCAAACUGAGCUUCUGUUAAACCAUGAGCCACUUGAGGGUAGUAAGGCUGAAACAGAUGUUUAUGUGAAAAAACAACAAAAUGGAUGCAGUUUCUACUUAAAACACAAUGAUGACAUGGCCCUCAAAGUAGUAAAUGAAGUUAAUAUGUGUCUUAUGAAAGAAAUCAAUGCUCUUCUAAAGAACUGUCUGACCACAUCAAGCCUUCUAGUCCUUGGACAACUUUUGCUGUGUGAUAACAUGGAGGAUGUUGAGAAAACCUUGGCAAAUCAUGGCAUUCAUAACAGUGGCUACAAGGAGGAAGGACAUAGUUCCUUACCGAACCCUGGAUGUCAUAUACCUGAAGAAUGGCACGACUGCCUUGAUAUGAACUUCCUGAACAACUUUGAAAGUGGAGAGUAUGUUGGCUUCAGCAAGGACGAUUCCGGUGAAUAUUUCUAUGCCAUUGUUAUUGAGCGAGUGGAUGAUCCACUGGGACAAUCAAGACAAUUUCCUGCACAAUAUAAAAUUAAAGUUGGCAGUGAUGACUUCAUUGAAGUAAGCUCUCUUGAUCUUUACCAAUUUAAAAGGGAAAAGAAGGAAACUGUGUCAAAAGGGUCCACUUGCACAGAUAUAGAACGUCUUUUGACAUCUGGGCCUCCACCCAAAACAGUCUUUCCUGAGACAUUAGAAGAGAGCAAAAGAGAAAUUGACGAAAGCUUAAGCAAAAUCUGGAAAAUGUCUAGUGAAGACAAACAAAAAGCCCUUAAACGGCUCUACCUCCAGUGGCAUCCAGACAAGAACCCAGGCAAUGAAGCACUUGCCACAGAGGCAUUCAAAUAUCUGCAAAACAGAAUUGAGGAACUACAACAAGGGAAAACUGCACAUACCACAUCCUCGAACUGGAGAGAUUUCUAUAAUAUGUGGAACACAGAGGCACGAAGUCACAGGAGGGGACGCGAGAGGUUCUAUCAGAACUAUUCUAGACGGCACUAUAACUUCUGGUCAUACCACAGAGAAACUCCAAGGCCAAACAGAGGGGAGGCAAACCGCUGGUAUGAACAGGCUCAAUGUGACAUCAGAGCAGCUCACAAUGACACUGGUGGAGAAAGUUCAGAGUGGUGUCUGUUUAAAGUGCAUCAGGCUGUGGAAAAAGCCCUGAUAGCAGCAAUGUACAGGGGAAGUGGACAUCAUCCCAACAACUGCUCAAUAACUAGCCUUGCUCUACAGGUGUCCCAUUUCAGCUCACAGUUGACUUCUUUACCAAGCACUGUGAGGCAACUGACUGAACUUGGUGUUGAUGGCAAAAAAACACAAUAUCCAAACUAUCACCAAUUUCCUUACAUUCCAAACAAGCAAUUUGGCAUUAAUGAUGCCAGAAAGGCAUUGGAUAUUGCAACAAAUCUUAUCUUAAAAAUAAAAGAAUACAUCUCUUGAAACUACUGACUAAUGUUCCAUAUCUGUAUCUGUUUAGUACUGCUUAGGGCUGUCGCGAUAACUGCAAUAUCGCAAUACCGCGCUAUUGACGAGCAUAACCGCAGAGGAAUGCAACAACCGCAGCGGCCGCGAUAUUUCAGUGUUUUCUUUUUCGUAAGGUUACGCCCUUCUUGUUUUACACUUCGUGCAUGUGUACUGAAUAUUAGCAAUGAUAACAAUGUGUUCCAUGCUGAUUUGCACAUAAGCUCAGUAAAUUUGCACUUAACAAGCCUAAACAGACUGCGUGCGAAUGAGAGAGAGAUCGACUGAUCGCGUGCGAUUACCUGCGUCUGUCCUUCAGGCCGAGUCAUGUAUAUCUGUGAAAACAAGUUGUCAUGUCCAAGGAAAGCAAAUCUGUCUUAGCAUCGACGCUCUGCUGGUCAGCUGAGCCUUUAAAAGUGGCACUCAAAGUUAAAAUGAUUUAAACAGCGUGUUUCAUUACAAAUCUCUGAAUGAAUCAGCGCUUUUGAAGGUGUAGUUGAAUGAAGACUCACUCAAGACAGUUCCUUGACGCUACCUUGUGGCGUAACAAUGAAGCUGCACUGACUGACAGCCCGUCUAGAACACGCAGGUGAAAUAUCAACAGAAAACGUAUCUUGUCAGUCAGAUUCGAGGAUCAGAACUAACUGUUAUAUAUAUAUAGGCUAACAAUAUACUAAUGAUCUUAUUGUCAGGUUUAUGUUUUGUUAUGUGGACCGUUAUUUUGUCAUUCUCUUCUGUUUACUUCACUUCCUGUUUCAACGCGAUUUAGUUUCGGUUUCAUAUAUAUAUGUAUAUAUGCGGUAAUACCGCAUACAGCGCUAUUGAGCCACUCAAAAUUACCGCAAGGGAAAUUCCUUAACCGCGACAGCCCUAGUACUGCUAACAUGCAUACUGUAAAUUCUUAAAUCUUUGUAACCAUGUUUUGAUAAUUGUCUGGUUAUCCUUUUGCUUACUAUUAUGUGUGACAUUUAUAUUAUUCCAUACUGGACAUUCUUGUAGCAAACAGAAGAGCAUGGCAUUAGCAAUGCCAAGGUCAUGGGUUCAAUUCCCAGGGAUUCAAGAAAAUAAAAUGUUUAUCUUAAAUGCAAUGUAAGUUUCUUUGGAUAAAAUUGUCUGCAAAAUGUGCAUUAAAAAUCACAUUAGAAUUACAAAUCUCAAUGUCAGUCAUUUAAAAGCAUGUUUUUUAUUAAGAAAUAUUAACAGAAUUCAAAAGCUAUUUCAACCAAAUAUUCACUAAAUGACAAAACUACAAAAAUUGAACACUUAACAGUCACACAAUUAU
This is a messenger RNA of Onychostoma macrolepis, 16145 nucleotides long. Its product is annotated as sacsin-like. NCBI's taxonomy places the organism in Eukaryota, Metazoa, Chordata, Actinopteri, Cypriniformes, Cyprinidae. The record is from RefSeq and is a predicted model, not a curated record. The transcript is spliced from 7 exons. The coding region runs from base 2003 to 14842 and encodes 4279 amino acids. Gene Ontology annotation, molecular function: Hsp70 protein binding.